AUGCGAAUACUGGAGACCAGCGGCAACCAAUCGCUCAGCGACCGCAUCCACCCCCCUGAGGUACCAUGGCUUCCAUCACAUCCACAUGACGAUCACCCUAAUGUGCGGUCGAUCGAUUUCCAAACUAUACUCUUUCUCGACCCUGGUUUGCUGCACCAUGGGCCGAUGGAAACGGUUCCUGCUUCCUCGCAUGCCCCGCCGCAUAUACUCCAUCUGCUUGGCGACUUGGAUGAAAUCCGCGUCAUUGCAGAGAGGUUCUUCGCCCAUAUUCACCAGUGGAUGCCAUUUGUUUCCAAAAGACGGUUCUACGAUUUCAAUGAAGCUUCUCAUGACCUUCCCCCCGCUGGUUCGCAGAGCCCGCGCACUGCCCUGUAUCACGCAACGAAACAGUUUUCUUUGCUCAUCGAAGACUGCUUAUCCAUCUUAGUCCUGCAGGCGGAGCUGUUGGUGGCUUUGUAUGAGCUCGGGCAUGGGAUAUAUCCAGCUGCAUUUCUGUCAAUCGGAGCGUGUGCGAGGUACGCUCAUGCUUUGGGGAUCAGUGUCAGUGGGAUAGUACCCACAAGGAGAGUGCUCACCCUGGUGGAAGUCGAGGAGCGGCGGCGAGCCUGGUGGGCCCUGGUGAUUUUAGACCGCUUCGUUAGUAUUGGCUGCCCAGGACGGCCUUUUGCGACUGCAGAUCUGAAAAUUGAUGAUAUGUUACCAGCUGAUGAUGCUGAGUGGGACGAAGGCAUUGUAAGACCGGACAGGCUGGCCGCUCUUUCGUAUCCAAUGACGGGGCAUAUGAGUAAAUUUGCGCUGGUGUGCCAGGCUGCUCGACUAUUAGGCCAGGUUAUCCACUGCCUCGCCCAUGACCCCGCUAGCCAAGAUGGCGUCUGGCAGCAACUUGACCGUACCCUGCAUUCAAUGCUCACUGCGGCCUUGAAUAUCGACUGCCCAGACUAUGAUCAAAUUACAUUCAUCUACAGUUCCCUUGUUGCUCUGUAUUCGCCCUGGAUCUCCAGUAACGCGAACGAGGAAUUUGAUAAUGGUUUCUCCCAGCGGGCCAGCACUAUUUUACAGCAGAUCACGGACAGAAUCAGCGCGAAUCUGAUCGAACGCCAGUGCUUUCUAGGCCGAGAUCCGGAAAACAUAUCUCCGUGGGGGCUUUACUUUGCGUAUCAAGUCUGUGGAGCACAUAUGAGGUCUGGAAGACCCACACAACAAAAGACCGAGGUGAUUAAGAGUCUACGUGAGGGCUUAGUAGCGAUCGAUGAGCGAUGGGGUGUAGCAGGUGUUUACCUGCAACUGCUAGAGGCACAAGAGGCAAUCCGCCAAGGAAUCUGA
Messenger RNA from Penicillium alfredii, 1323 nucleotides. Its product is annotated as fungal specific transcription factor domain-containing protein. The transcript has 5 exons. The coding region runs from base 1 to 1323 and encodes 440 amino acids. Gene Ontology annotation, molecular function: zinc ion binding; DNA binding. The record is from RefSeq and is a predicted model, not a curated record. Lineage: Eukaryota; Fungi; Ascomycota; Eurotiomycetes; Eurotiales; Aspergillaceae. Gene Ontology annotation, cellular component: nucleus. Gene Ontology annotation, biological process: DNA-templated transcription.